This is a messenger RNA of Mus pahari (shrew mouse), 2818 nucleotides long. Its product is annotated as nuclear autoantigen Sp-100-like. Lineage: Eukaryota; Metazoa; Chordata; Mammalia; Rodentia; Muridae. The coding region runs from base 70 to 2292 and encodes 740 amino acids. The transcript is spliced from 24 exons. Gene Ontology annotation, molecular function: protein binding; DNA-binding transcription factor activity, RNA polymerase II-specific; DNA binding. Gene Ontology annotation, cellular component: nucleus. The record is from RefSeq and is a predicted model, not a curated record. Gene Ontology annotation, biological process: regulation of transcription by RNA polymerase II.
GUCCAGAAGCCUGUCUGGACACCAAGGGAUCAGAGCUCACUGCCCCAGGCGCCAGGCAGGGGUUGGAAGAUGGAAGGGAGCAACUUCAGCCCCAGGAUGUCUACUGAACAUGAGAACACGGAGAUAGUUCCCCUUGAACUUAUGUUUCAGCACUUCAAGAGANAGAAAGUGGCCAUUUCUAAGGCGAUAAGAAGUACAUUUCCUUUUCUUGAGAGCCUCCGAGACCAUGACUUCAUCACUGAUAAAAUGUAUGAAGAUUUUCUAGAUUCCUGUAGAUCACUGGUCCCUGUGCAAAACGUGAUCUACAGAGCCCUGGAUGUACUGGAGAAGAAAUUUGACAUGACGGUACUGCAUGAAUUGUUCAAUAAUGUCAACAUGGAGAAGUAUCCCGAUUUGAAUCACAUUUAUAGACGCUUUCCAUGUGUGUUUCCGAAUGAAUUGUGUUUCCAAGGAAUUGAUGGAAGGGACCCAAACUCCCAGCUAAGUCUUGAACAAGGACCUACCUGCAGCUGUUCUCAAGGAAGCCUGACUGGGUCACCCUUAGAUCUCUCCUUAUCUGAAGACUGGAGAAGUAAUGAUAGAAGAAAUUCCAACCUCAUGCAGGGAAACCAAACUGAGAAUCAUCAACUUCCCAAAUCACCCAGUCACCUUGUUUUGAGUUUGCCUGAAGAUGUACUCUCGGAAGACUGCUGUGAAACCGUACAUAUUAGUGGAGUGAGAAGAGACGCCACCACCAACACUGGUUACAAUACUAACAAACUGGAAAGGAAACCAGCAAUGAUGCCUAGAGGCCCAGGUUCUGUGCCAGUGGAUUCCUGUGAACUCCAAGUCCAACUGAAUAAUGGGGGUGCUACCCUGGAGUCUUACAGCCUGUUGCCCCAGAACGAAGAAAGAGCUGUGCAACUCGACUGUGAAUUCCAGAUUAAUCCCUGUUUUGUACAACUGGUAGAUAUAAAGAAGGAAAAUUCAUCGUUUUCCUUGGGUGGUAACCACCAAACCCGAGCAAGGACCAACCAAAAUGAGGACUCUGGGGUAAUAGAAAUCAGCAGUGGGGAUUCUGAUGAUGGGGAGGACUUCUCAGAAGCUACAACCAUACUUCCCUCCCAGCCAGUGCCUGCAUAUUCCAGAAAACCUCCAACACUGAGAACAGACAGAAGAGGAGAUACUUCUGAUAGUGACAGCUCUAUCAUCGUUAAAGGACGGAAAAGGACAGGACAUACCAUAGAUGUUGGAAACAAUCCUAUCCUGGGGAAAGCCGGUGGACAAAGAAGGAAAAAGAGAGAGAGACUUGGAAACUACUCAAUACGGAACAUCAAAAUACCAAUGAAAGCAAGCUGGAAACCAGCUGUCCUAGCAAGAAGUGCCUAUCCUUCUUCACGACGAGGCAGAAAAAGAGGUCCGAGAAUUCCCAGAGAAGAAAAUGCGGAUUUUAGAGAAACUGAGCUUCCUGUAAUAUGUGGCAACGUUAAGGGGUUUCUGAACAAGGAGAAAUUUAAGCAAGGCAUCUAUGUGAGGAGUAUACAGAGUGAGACUGGACGGUGGCUCACUCCCAUGGAGUUUGAAAUUGAAGGAAACCGUGAAAAAUCCAAGAACUGGAGGCAAAGCAUCCGCUGCAAGGGAUGGACCCUGAGAGAACUGAUACAGAAAGGAGUUCUACAAGACCCACCAAGAAAAAAGAAGGAAACUCCAACCAACCCAAGGCAAACAAAGAGACAGCUGGAAAAUCCAAAAGCUUGUAAAGUAUGCGGCCAACGACGGAAAUUGCACCCUUGUGCUACUUGUAGAGAAUUCUAUCAUAAGAAUUGCAGCAUCCCACCUGUGGAAGAUACGAGUGGCCCAUGGCAUUGUACCUUCUGCAAGAGAAAGGAUCAGUUAAGGUGCCAAAAAACCCAAGCAUGUCAUAAGGAGGCCGAGGUCCUGAAGAGGAAGAUGUCACCCAAGGAACAGCUGAAAUGUGAGCUGCUUCUUUUGACUAUCUAUUGCUAUCCAAAAAGUGGCUUCUUUAUCCCCAAACCAAAGCAAAGGAAAGAGAAAUUUCCAGACCUCCAGGAGCACAUGUGGUUAAACAAAAUCAAGAAUAGGCUGAAUAAGAAGGCAUACCAUUCGGUACAACGCUUUGUGAGGGACAUGCGCCUCAUCUUUCACAACCACAGCAUAUUGUAUAAAAGCAAGUUCAAAAAUCUUGGAAUCAUAGUAAGAAACAAGUUUGAGGAGAAUUUCAGAAGGAUUUUUUCAAUUGAGGAUACAAGCAAACAGCGUGAACCGUGUACGCACACCGUUUUGUUAACCUAGUCCUUUCUGAUCCCCGUCCCGGUGCCCGUCCCUCCAGCAGCCAACAGCAUGAUGCUAAGAGAGCCCACCUUUCUAAGUAGACAGCCUGCCACACUCCCAUCUCUAACCUUCUACAUCGUCCUUCCUGUUUGAUCAUCUUUCUAAAGAAAACUUAGAGCAUACCAAGUCCAUCUUCCUGGGGAACUGUCAGGUCUGAGCCUACAGGAAGAUCACUCUGGAAGCAGGAUUGCCCCCCUCCCCCAUUUCAAAUCCAAGGCUCAUAAAAUGCCCUCCGAAGUGUCUUGUCUAGGGGUGGCCUUGCUCCUCUAACUCUGUGACAGGGAGGAGGAACCAACAAAGUCAGUCCAAGAGUGAAAAUAACACCGUGUCCUUGAGAGCAGCUAGAAGGUGACCGGUUCUAACAGAGGUUACAACUGUUUAUCCUGGGAUGGAAAGUAGGAAAGAGAAGCCAGACAUUCAGCCACAGGAGCCCAGUCAUGGAGAGAAAGCUCAACUGGAAACUGGCUGACUUGUUUCCACAAACAGU